AUGCCCACUGGCUCGCAAGGAGGAAUCCUGGUCUCACAGUCACCGCCAUAUCUCAAGGUCACGGCAGGGGAAGACGUGGUUUUGCACUGCAACUUUACAUUCCAGGACAACGUAACAACUGCGUUCGUCGAAUGGAAACGGGAAGAGCACAAGCUUAUCGAUUGUCAGAUUGCACCCGUGACAGUCUGCCCUCAGCAGGGCGUGGAGAAUAAAAUCAAUUUCGCUGGCAAUUGGAGUGCUCAGGUUUCUACCUUACACAUCAGGAAUGUUCAGCUAAAAGACAAUGCUACUUAUUACUGUAACCUUCAAGUGGAGAAACCAACUCCAAUCAGACACGGGUGCGGAGAGGGAACGACCCUCAUUGUCACUGCACCAGAAGAAACAUCAGCUGACAGUAGUCGUAUCGUCUGUACGUCCCUUCCAGCGCUCUUGGCCACGGGGAUCCCCUUCUGUCUGUUGUGCAUGAUAUGUAUCCUGUGUAGAGGCAAAGGGCUGACGGGACUGAGACCAGAAUCACAGAGAAACAAACAAGGAGCUGGCCAUCGCUCCCAGUCAUCAGAGGACAAGCUCCACAGCUUGUUGCCAAACCAGGAGAAGGGAUUGGACACCAGACCGCCACUGCCAGUGGACCUCUCGAUGCCAAGUCAACUGGCAGCCGGAUCCAGGGAGGAAGCAACAUACUCGGAAAUCCGACUCUCUGAGUACUCUUUGUGCACGGGAAGUCCUUGAGGAAGGACACAGCAGUAUCCAACGGAGGUUCGCCCUUCUAUGCUAUCAGGGUCUGAUGCUCUCGGUGAAUGGUGUUCGGCACCCUGACUGGUUCAGGACUGGACCUGGGGGAUUCACAGUCACUACCGCCCUGCAAGGCCGAGCCACCUGCAGAUAUUCAACGUAGCCUCGCCGACUUUCUGACUGCUUUGCUGUUAAUAAAUCGCAUUGGAAUCACACCUGUGCCCUCCCUGUGGCUGCCAGAUCUUGCACA
Molecule: messenger RNA, 982 nt
Organism: Pristis pectinata (smalltooth sawfish)
Lineage: Eukaryota; Metazoa; Chordata; Chondrichthyes; Rhinopristiformes; Pristidae
Exons: 5
Coding region: 1-729 (242 amino acids)
Biological process (GO): B cell receptor signaling pathway; B cell differentiation
Cellular component (GO): external side of plasma membrane; B cell receptor complex
Source: RefSeq, a predicted model, not a curated record